This is a messenger RNA of Phytophthora nicotianae INRA-310, 914 nucleotides long. RefSeq lists its product as hypothetical. The record is from RefSeq and is a predicted model, not a curated record. Gene Ontology annotation, cellular component: cytoplasm. Gene Ontology annotation, biological process: microtubule cytoskeleton organization. The coding region runs from base 82 to 804 and encodes 240 amino acids. The transcript has a single exon. Lineage: Eukaryota; Oomycota; Peronosporomycetes; Peronosporales; Peronosporaceae.
UGUUAAAUCAAUCUUUUCAACCAAUCGGAUAGUCCCGAUCCACUUUAAGGUCGGUGCCAUACAAAAGGACCUUUGGCAACCAUGGCGUCGACGUCCGCUGCGCAGGCCGAGAUGGUAGCGAGUCUGAUCGGCGAGAAGGUGUUGGAGACACUAGACCAGAAGGAGCAGAAGCUCGACGAGACCAUCAAGAAGCUCGAAGAGGCUGAUGACGACGAGCUGGAGCGAUUACGCGAGAAGCGACUGCAAGCCAUGCAGCAGAAAGCUCGCAAGGCGCAGGAGUUACGCGCACAGGGCCACGGCGAGUAUUCAACCAUCUCUGACACCCACGAGUUCUUCGAGACCAUGAAAAAGAGCGACAAGGUCGUGGUCCACUUCUUCACGCCUGCCAACGCCUUCUGUCAAUUAGUUGACGGUCAUUUAUCACGUCUAGCUCCACACCAUCUUGAGACUAAAUUCGCUCGCAUUAAUGCGGAGAAAGCUGAGUAUCUAGUGGAUAAACUUGGGGUCUGGAUGAUUCCGUGUAUCGCUCUAGUUAAUAAGCAAAAGGUGGAGAAAAUGGUGCAGGGGUUGGACGAAUUGGGAGGCACGGACAAAUUCUCCACUGCCUUCUUGGCUUAUUACUUGGGUCUGCACAAGGUGUUGACAUAUGAAGGGCCCGAGCCGGAGAGUGCGUUGGACGACUGCGGAGGAGUGUACGCAGCAGGGAACGACCCCGUAGCAGCGAAGCAGCAGCUGGACCAGGAACGGAUCAAUAGUAUCCGUCAGAGCAUCUUUUACGACAGCGAUCUGGAGGAAGACGACUAGUGUCGGGACAUUGACACUUACUAUCCAUAAAGAACGUGGAUAAGAUAUGAAAUAGCCACUGUAUUUGCAGCUUACUAUUAGUCUGGGUGCUUGAGAUCUCUAUUGGAGAG